AUGUCCGCGGCGGCCGCAACGUUUCCCGUGACGCGCGCGCGCGUGGACCCCCGACGCAAGGUGGGUCUGGCAAACGCGGUGGCGCAGGGCAGGCUGCUGUACCACGUGGGCAUCAUGAGCGAGAGUGAGCUCGACGCCAUACGGCGCAUUGCGAACGAAGACGGGGGUGCGUACGACGCCUACCGGCGACAGGAAGACGCGCGUCGGCGGGAGGCCUCCGCGGCGCGCACCGCCUUGUGGCCGGACACAAUUCAAGCGAAACAAGAGGCGUUUCUUCGCCGGCGCAAAGAUGAUAAGCUGGAGGAGGAGCGUCGUGCGAACCUCCUCCUGGAGUUGGAGGCGCAGCAGCAGGCGGAGGAGCGGCGGCAGCGAAAGGCUCAACUCGCCUUGAAGUAUUUGAAGGAGGACCCACGCGGUCGCAAUGUGCGUAGUGUGACGAUGCUGCACGAGGCGAUAAAGGACCGUGAGGCACAGAUAGCCUUUAAAAAUGAGCUUAAGCGACAGGAGGAAGAGAAUGCAAAGGAUGAGCAAGAGGCGUUACUCCGCGAGCAGGGCGAAGACCGCCUAAAAGAGCAGCAGGAGAAGUUUGCGCAACGCUCUCGCAACGUAGCGGAGAAAAAUUCGCACCUGCAGCAGAUGCUCUUUCAGAUUGCGGAGCGAAAGAGGGUACGAGCCGAAGAGAAGCAGAUGCGCGCGGACUUGAAUCGCGGGGCGGAAGAGGAGGUCCAGGACAAUCUUGAGGAGGCAAGGGCGCGGCGAGAAAAGAUGGCUGUCGUGCAUGAGUACAACCGUAGUAUCGCCAAGCCGCCGCUCACCAAACACGACAGACUCCGUCAGCGUAUUCAGCGCGAGGCAGGGGACGACGCCGCACGCGCGCUUCAAGAAGAGAAGGUUGACGCCAUGAAGCGAGCUCCAAUGGAACGGCUGAGGAUGAAGCAGCAGUGGUUUGAGAAGUGCAAGGAGCAAGCACACCUUGCCUUUACGAAGGAAAGAGAGGCAAUGCGGCAUAAGGAGCGUACCCAAGAUGUAUUUGAAGAACGUGGCACGAGCAUGACAGCAAAUAUGGCUGCUGAUGAGGAGCGCAGAAAGCAGGAGGCGUUGGAGGAGCGGCGGCGUCGCAGGGAAGAGUUUCUGCGCGUAACGAAUGGUGAGGUGGAGGAGCUGCCGGAAGGAGUACGACGGGCGGCAACGCACCGCGCCGGAUUCAUGAGCGAAGCGGAGGCACAAGAGUACCAGAAGGAGAUGCAAACCCAUCCAGCACGCGUAUUGGCAGAGCAAAAGGCAGAAGCAGCGAAGAGGCGCGAAAAGGCGGAGCUGCUGCAGCGCAUUCAUCGCCUACAGGCGUCGGAGAAGAAGGAGAAUGAGCGACGCGAGGCGGAGGAAUUGGUAGAGGCUAGACGACGUCAAAAAGAGGCGAUGGAGGAAGACGACGAACGCUACCGCUCGUACGUCAAGUCGCAGCUCCCCCCCGACAUGGACCCGUAUUUGUACGCAAAGGCCAUGCACCUACACUCUUAA
This is a messenger RNA of Trypanosoma conorhini, 1518 nucleotides long. RefSeq lists its product as uncharacterized. The transcript has a single exon. The coding region runs from base 1 to 1518 and encodes 505 amino acids. NCBI's taxonomy places the organism in Eukaryota, Euglenozoa, Kinetoplastea, Trypanosomatida, Trypanosomatidae. The record is from RefSeq and is a predicted model, not a curated record.